GCAUAGAAAUCGUGAUCAAAUCAAAACAAAACUGACGUGUUAUUGUUUAGGCGUAUGUUUAAAAAUAUUUUAUAAUAUUUUUAUUAUCGGUAGUGAAAAAUUUACCGUCACAUGGUAUACUAAAUAUUUUUAUAGAGAUGUCUGAUGCUGAAAGACUUCUACAAAAUAGCGGGCCGGCCGGAGAAGGCGCCGAAUCAACUAGAGAGGGCGAUUCAUCUUCAUUUGUACCAGAACGCGAGGCAUAUUUUCAGGCCUUACGACUAUGGAUUCAGCAAGCGCAGAUGUAUCACAAUCUUUCAACGUGUUUUCCCUAUUAUAUGAUGACCUUUCAAGGUCUGCAAAAUAAUCCAACAAAUGUACCACUUCUUAACAACAACUAUCAAUUACAAGGACAACAUUUUCCCUUCCAAGUUCCACAGCCUCCUCGAAACGCUCCAGAGCCUCAGGUUCCCAUUGAACAUCAUACUGCAGCGGAAGUGAUAGCUCGACAUGGGGGCUAUGAAUAUAUGAUACCCCCUCUUUACAAGAGACUUUUUGCUGAAUUUAUUGACUUUGUUCUACUGUUCAUUUUGAAACUGCUAGUCACAUUUAUUGCCAUUGAUAUGUUUGAAUUAAUUGAUUUGGAAAAAUUUGAUUUCUAUAAGUUUAGUGAAAAUUAUGAUGACUAUAAAUAUGCAAUUGAACUAACAUCAGAAAUAUUAUUCCUUGAAAUUAUUUAUAGAGUGCUGGUUUGCAUAUUUGAGGCAUUCUGUUUAAGUGGAAGUGUUGGACGGACUGGUGGUGCUACUCCCGGCAAAGCCUUACUGGGCCUCCGUGUCGUAACUGCUUCAGCUAUUAUCCCAGUUGAAGGCCGCCCCAAGGAGACAGUGCUACUUUAUCCUGGCCGGCCUCUUACUUUUGGCCUCGCACUUGUUAGGUCUCUCAUGAAGAAUUUUCUGAUUUCCCUUUUGUUUCCACUCUGUGUUGUUCUUUUUGUUUUCCGUCAUAAUCGCACUGGUUAUGAUCUGCUUUGUGGUGUGAUUGUUGUUGAAGAAAAUAUGUUCCCGCCCAGAAGACAUGCCCCUUAGAUGUAUCAUAUCUUGACUUCUAUUUAAUUUGUUAUGGUCUUUUUUUGGUUUAAAUUUAUUCCAUAAGAUAGUUUAAGAUACACAUUUUUUUGGUUAUUAAAUGUGUUUUGUUUUUAUAGUGAAUCAUUUCACUGAACUUUCUUGUAUUAUAUUCUGAAUGAACUGUCAAAAGUAUGAAUUCAAACAAGUUGGUACAUUUAUCAUAUAAUAUUCAAUUUAAUUAAAGUUUUUAAUAACUGUUUAUAUGAUUAUAAUGUAAGGAUGCUUUUUCAUGGUUUCAUUGAAAUCGAGGUUUUAAUUAUUUCUAGCAUUAGUGUAGUAUUUGUGGGUUAGUUAAACAUUUAUUAUUACAUCCUGAGCUUAUUCUGUUUAUUUUCAAAAUUAAAUUGCCAAUCAUAUCAUACAUCUACAUUGUCUCAUGUUUUGAAAUGGACAAUUAUAUUGGAUUUUUACUAUUAAUAUUAAAUUUAUAGUACAUAAAUAAAUUGUAUAAUUGUCUUUACUUCCAGAUUGAUUUAAAACAAAAAAUGUCACUUAUUAUUUAUUAUAAAUCUUGGAAACUAGGUACAUAUGUAUGGGUUUAACCUAAAUAAAUAAUAUAAGAGAAAUCCUAAUUAAAAGCUUUGUGAUAUUGAUACCUAAAAUAUUUUAUUUAUACAAAAAAUUCCAAUAAAUUUAAUUUUACGAUAAGUUUUCAUUUGUUUCCUUUAAAUUAUAGUUGUAGUCUUUGUGACUGUGUUUAAUAACUUAAGUAAUACCAUACAUCAAAAGCGCCAAAGCGUAAUAUUUUUCCGAAAUCAGCACGUAGCUUUGCAAAUAACAUUUAUACAUACUAAACUUAUUUAUAUUAUAUUAUAUAGUAUAAAUGAGCGAUGAGUCAUUAUCCAUUUUUUAAAUCACAUAACGUAACCGCUUUCAGAUCGCCAAUCACCGAUAUCAAAACUAUAUUUUUGAUAACUAGUUAUUUCUACACCGCUACAAAGUCAAAGCGAAUUUUACUCUUAUACAACCACGAUACAGCUCUAUUUUGGGUUGGUUAUUUGAUUACUCCGAAAGCCGAGCAACGCGAUAGACAGUGAAUAACUGUCUCUCGCGAAUAACGUCCAGACAUAUGUAUAAAGUCAACUAGUAAAAUAUUGUGACUUUGAAAAUUUGUCUAAUAUACCCAUUCAAAUCGAGAAAAUAAGUAAUCGAUCGCUGUCUUUUAUCAUUUGGCCUUUUUAUCAUUGAUAUUAGAUGACCUAAAAAUAAAAACUAGUUUAA
Molecule: messenger RNA, 2330 nt
Organism: Diatraea saccharalis (sugarcane borer)
Lineage: Eukaryota; Metazoa; Arthropoda; Insecta; Lepidoptera; Crambidae
Source: the annotation of a GenBank genome assembly